Molecule: messenger RNA, 1073 nt
Organism: Saprolegnia diclina VS20
Lineage: Eukaryota; Oomycota; Saprolegniomycetes; Saprolegniales; Saprolegniaceae
Exons: 4
Coding region: 42-1034 (330 amino acids)
Biological process (GO): mitotic spindle assembly checkpoint signaling
Cellular component (GO): mitotic checkpoint complex; kinetochore; bub1-bub3 complex
Molecular function (GO): ubiquitin binding
Source: RefSeq, a predicted model, not a curated record
CGGAGGGACCGAGUGCGCAGGAGAAGCGGAAACGAAGCGCCAUGAGCAACCCCGACGCGACCGCGCUGUCGCCGAGCCCGACGGACGGAAUCACAUGCGUCCGCUUCAGCAGCGGCCAUGAAGACCACCUCCUCGUGAGUUCCUGGGACUGCAGCGUCCGCGUGUACGACGUCCCAAACCACCGGCUGCGCUUGAAGAUGGAGGUCGGGAGCCCCGUGCUCGCGACCUGCUACGGCGCCGACAAGAGCAGCGCGUUCAGCGGUGGCCUCGAGAGCUCGGUCCUGCAGCACAACCUCGAGCAGCCGUCCAACACGCACGCGACGCUCGGGUCGCACGCGAAAGCCGUGAGCUGCUUGCGCUACAGCACGGCGACGGGACUUGUCUUUUCUGGGUCAUGGGACGCGACCGUCGCCGCCUGGGACGCCAAAGCCAACACCAAGACGCCAUCGCUGCGCCUUCCGCAAGACGGCAAAGUGUACUCGAUGUCGAUGCACGAGCACAGCCUCGUCAUCGGCACAUCGGCCAAGCAAGUCGCUCUGUACGACAUCCGCCGCCAUACGUCGCCCAUUGAGGUCCGCGACUCGCCGCUCAAGUACCAGAUCCGCUGUGUUGAGAUGAUCCCGGACGGCCAAGGUUACGUCGUGACGACGACCGAAGGCCGCGUCGGCCUCGAGUACUUUGACGCGGCCAAGAAAGGGUAUGCGUUCAAAUGCCACCGACAAAAGGUGAGCGAGACCGACACGCUCGUAUACCCUGUCAACUCGGUCGCGUUCCACCCGACGUUUGGCACGUUUGCGACGGGCGGCUGCGACGGCGUCGUCAACAUUUGGGACGGCGACAACAAGAAGCGCAUUUGCCAGCUCGCCAAGUUCAACGCGAGUAUCGCGUCCAUGGCAUUCAACCACGACGGGUCCAAGCUGGCCGUGGCCGCGUCCGACACGUACGAAGAAGGCCCGAAAGACAACCAAGAAGACACGGUGUACGUCCGGUCGAUCGCAGAGGCCGAGGUCCGGCCCAAGACCAAAGAGGCAUAAACCACUCAAAUGCACGCUUGCACUACUGGUGUCGUCAUA